Nicotiana attenuata is the source of this 1207-nucleotide messenger RNA. Its product is annotated as BTB/POZ domain-containing protein At5g67385-like. The record is from RefSeq and is a predicted model, not a curated record. The transcript has 2 exons. Bases 12 to 1106 code for a protein of 364 amino acids. NCBI's taxonomy places the organism in Eukaryota, Viridiplantae, Streptophyta, Magnoliopsida, Solanales, Solanaceae.
AUGAAAUAUUUAUGCAUAUGAUUUUCUUGUUAUUCCAGGAAAUAACAGGAAAUGGGAGGAAAAUGACUGAGCUAAGACAAGUACAUGAAAAGAGGAUUUUUGUUGAAACCAUUGUUAGUCUUCUGCCAAGGGAGAAAAAUGCCUUGUCAGUUAGCUUUCUCGCAAUGCUUCUUCGCGCUGCAAUAUAUCUUGAAACUACAGUUGCUUGUAGAGUUGAUCUGGAGAGGAGAAUCGCGUUGCAACUUGGACAAGCUGUAUUAGAUGAUUUGCUAAUUCCUUCAUAUUCUUCCUUCACAGAAGACACAUUAUUUGAUGUUGAAAUCGUGCAACGUAUCAUGACGAAUUUCAUUGAGUAUGAAAUGGUGGAGAAUCGGUUUGGCUUCAACGAUGAAGAGUAUGCGCCUGCAUUAGCAAGUGAAAUGGAGAAAGUUGGGGAACUCAUGGAAGAUUACCUUGCUAAAAUAGCCUCUGACAAUAAUCUCUCUGUUUCGCAGUUUAUUAGUAUUGCUGAAGUCAUUCCAGAGAAAUCAAGGAUCACAGAAGAUAGGAUGUACAAGGCCAUUGAUACUUAUUUGAAGGCACAUCCAGCUCUAAGUGACGUUGAGAGAAAAAGAGUUUGCAGUGUUAUGAAUUGUCAAAAGCUAACUCGAGAAGCUUGUGCUCAUGCUGCUCAGAAUGAGAGGCUCCCUGUUCAGACUGUUGUGCAAGUGCUUUACUUUGAACAACAACGCCUUCGCCAAGUUAUGAAUGGUAGUUUAGCCGAUGCAGAUCAGUCAUCCGCUGACAAUAACCCUGUUACAGAUGAAGUCUCAAGUCUAAAAAGAGAAAAUCAAGAUCUAAAAUUCGAGCUAGUGAAAAUGAAAACGAGGUUGAAAGAAAUUGAAAAAUGUGGUGAUAAAUCAGCUGCUAGUACACCUGUGGAGAUCACCACUCCAAUAUGUUCUGAUAAACCUCGUCUGCGAAGAAAAUCUUUCAUAAGCUCAGUUUCCGAAAAGCUUGGGAAACUGUAUCUAAUAUCAUUUGGAGCUGAUCAUGUAAUCAUGCCAUCGGGCAGCAAAGGAAGAUAUAAACCAAUUAGUAGAGAUAGGCGAUAUUCUAUAUCAUGAUGCAGCUAAAUUUGCCAUUAAGCUGUUGGUUUUGGCUGAAGUAGAUUGCACUAUUUGAAUCUUUGGAAAGCAGUAAUGGAUUUAGCUAUAUUUCUGUCUUU